Molecule: messenger RNA, 1364 nt
Organism: Toxotes jaculatrix (banded archerfish)
Lineage: Eukaryota; Metazoa; Chordata; Actinopteri; Toxotidae
Gene: fmc1
Product: formation of mitochondrial complex V assembly factor 1 homolog
Exons: 2
Coding region: 43-375 (110 amino acids)
Cellular component (GO): mitochondrion
Source: RefSeq, a predicted model, not a curated record
CGCCUGGUUCCGUGCGCCGAACAAUCACAACACCGUUCAGAGAUGGCAGCGCUGUCAUCACCGCUACGAGUCUGUCGGGGAAUACUGAAAGAAUUACGAGCCAUCCAUGGGCCGAGUUACAAACAGUCUCUGGCCUACAGCUAUGUUAUGGACCAGUUUCGUAAAAAUAAGGUAACGGGAGAAAGGUACUGCCGUGCCCAGCAGGAGGCACACCAUGCCUCACACACAUACCUGUGCCUGCUUGCAUCUACCAGGAACCACCUGGUUCUGCACAACCUUUACCAUGGCAAGGGAGAGCGCAGCCCUGAGGAAGUGGCUAGCUUAGUGGGGCUCAGGUUGCCCACACAGCCAGGAGGCAAAGGCUGGGAGAAGUGAGGACAAGGAAGGGUCCUACAUCUUGAAACUCCCCAGAAAUGGCUUUUCUGUGGCUGAUUCAUCUAAUCUCGUACCAUUCGCCUCAUAUUAAGGGAUAACUGUAACUCCAGCUGGCAGACUGGAGACUCUGCCAUCAUGGACUGUAUUGAGGGAGCACCUGUUGUCGGGGGGUGGGGUGUUGAAGCAACUGUGAAAGUAUAAGUAAUGAUUAAAUAUCUGUUGUUGAGCUGUAAAUAUACUGUACCCUACAGCUUAUCCACGCCUACUUUUAUUUGUUUCCUAACUGGUGAAGUUUCUUUUGAAAACCAAAAGCAAACAUUAAAAAAACCUGUAAAUACAUUUUCCAUUUUGAUUUCAUUUGUCCCAGUAAAAUAUGAAUCACUGUUACACUUCCUGUGUUUUUUUUUAAGAACUGGGUUACACAUAUCACAUUAACAAACAUCCUGCGUGCAUGUGAAUUAAACUGGUAAUUAAAUCCAUCUAUUACUAAAUUUACAUGCACAGAAGGAGCCAGAGCCAAGUGAAUAUAUAUCACACUAAUCAAAUGGAUGGACUCACUGAGGAUAUUUAACAUAUGUUAUUUGUUGAAUGUGAAAUUAGUCACAUGGGUUUGGUGAAUUCAUGUCUUCAUGGUCACAACUGUUUGCCCAGUCAUCUGUGAAGUUCUUUACAGUUUUUCCUAUUUCACCUGUCGUCAGCUAAAGCGUAACACUGCCUGUCUGCCAGCUGUGUUCCAAUGUUUUGUAUUUGCAUGUGUGUGUGUGAUGUGGUGGACAACAAAAAGCAACCUAUGUACAGUCUAAUGCAAAACAAUGCAAUAGCCCUGCAGUAAAAACCAGCUCGAUGAAGCUUCUGGGCAACCUAGUGUAGUUAACGAAAAAUCACAAUAUUACAGUCUUUGUUGCUGAUGGUCUUGGGCUUAUGCAGAAGAUGUUUGAGACAUUUGAGAGUAUAUGACUGAGCUCAUUAAAGGUUAUGUCUUUUUUCCA